AUGGCAAAAAGACCAGAUCCCAACGAAAUAAAAUAUGUUUUCAUCAGGCAAGUAGGAGGUGAGGUAGGGGCUUCGUCUGUUUUAUCCCCCAAAUUAGGUCCACUCGGUUUAUCCCCCAAAAAAGUUGGAGAUGAUAUAGCAAAAGAAACACAAUCAUGGAAAGGGUUAAAGAUAUGCGUAAAAUUAACUAUUCAAAACAGACAAGCUAAAAUAGAAGUAGUACCAACGUCAGCAUCUUUAAUCUUAAAAGAAUUAAAUGAAGCACCUAGGGAUAGAAAGAAAGUGAAAAACAUUAAACAUAAUGGAAACUUAAAAUUAGAACAAGUUUAUUCUAUUGCUAGAUUGAUGAAAGAGAAAUCUAGGGCAAAAGAAUUUAAAGGAACAGUUAAAGAAAUGCUAGGGACCUGUAACUCAAUUGGUUGUACUGUAGAUGGAAAAAAACCUACAACCAUUCAAGAGAUGAUAGACUCUGGUGAAAUUAAUGUACCAGAUAGCUAA
Messenger RNA from Plasmodium malariae, 498 nucleotides. Its product is annotated as 60S ribosomal protein L12, putative. The transcript is spliced from 2 exons. NCBI's taxonomy places the organism in Eukaryota, Apicomplexa, Aconoidasida, Haemosporida, Plasmodiidae. The record is from RefSeq and is a predicted model, not a curated record. Gene Ontology annotation, molecular function: structural constituent of ribosome; large ribosomal subunit rRNA binding. Gene Ontology annotation, biological process: translation. Bases 1 to 498 code for a protein of 165 amino acids. Gene Ontology annotation, cellular component: ribosome; cytosolic large ribosomal subunit.